This is a messenger RNA of Juglans regia (Persian walnut), 1614 nucleotides long. RefSeq names its product ribose-phosphate pyrophosphokinase 1-like. Gene Ontology annotation, cellular component: cytoplasm; ribose phosphate diphosphokinase complex. Gene Ontology annotation, biological process: 5-phosphoribose 1-diphosphate biosynthetic process; ribonucleoside monophosphate biosynthetic process; purine nucleotide biosynthetic process. Gene Ontology annotation, molecular function: ribose phosphate diphosphokinase activity; magnesium ion binding. NCBI's taxonomy places the organism in Eukaryota, Viridiplantae, Streptophyta, Magnoliopsida, Fagales, Juglandaceae. The record is from RefSeq and is a predicted model, not a curated record. Bases 57 to 1277 code for a protein of 406 amino acids. The transcript has 9 exons.
CUCUCUCUCUCUUCUCUCUCUCUCUGUGAUAAAGGAAACAAGAAAGGAGAAAGAAAAUGUCUUCUCUGCUUCACUUGUAUUCUUUACCAUCCAUCCCAACGUCCCUCCCUUCUCCUUUCUCUCGGAGUUCGACCUCCAUUUUCUUCCCCCGCCCUCGCAUCCCUGCCUUUCGAAACGGCAUCAAAUGUGCUUGGGAGGAGCCGUUGAAGUAUGAUAACGGCAAGCCCUCCAUUACAUUUCUUGGCACUGAAAAACCUUUUCCGGGUCGUUUGGCUUCCGACACGGCCCAUUUGAAAGAUGAGCUUGACAAGAAUAACACUAGGCUUCGGAUCUUUUCCGGCACGGCCAAUCCCGCACUUUCUCAGGAAAUUGCAUGCUACAUGGGUCUGGAGCUUGGAAAAAUUAAGAUAAAACGUUUUGCCGAUGGUGAGAUAUAUGUUCAGUUGCAAGAGAGUGUCAGAGGGUGUGAUGUUUAUCUUGUGCAACCCACAUGUCCUCCUGCAAAUGAAAAUCUUAUGGAGCUUCUGAUCAUGAUUGAUGCUUGUCGAAGGGCAUCGGCCAAGAAUAUUACUGCAGUGAUUCCAUAUUUUGGAUAUGCCAGGGCUGAUAGAAAGUCUCAAGGGCGUGAAUCAAUUGCAGCCAAACUUGUAGCAAAUUUGAUUACAGAAGCAGGUGCAAACCGUGUUCUUGCUUGUGAUCUCCAUUCAGGGCAGUCCAUGGGCUAUUUUGAUAUUCCAGUAGAUCAUGUAUAUGGUCAGCCUGUGAUUCUUGAUUACCUUGCCAGCAAGUCUAUAUGUUUUGAUGAUCUGGUAGUGGUCUCACCAGAUGUUGGUGGUGUUGCUAGAGCCCGUUCUUUUGCCAAGAAGUUAUCUGAUGCACCUCUUGCCAUUGUAGAUAAAAGGCGUCAUGGGCAUAAUGUGGCAGAGGUGAUAAAUCUGAUUGGCGAUGUGAAGGGGAAAGUAGCAGUAAUGGUGGAUGACAUGAUCGACACAGCUGGGACGGUUUCCAAAGGUGCAUCUCUUUUGCACCAAGAGGGGGCAAGGGAAGUCUAUGCAUGCAGUACCCAUGCUGUUCUUAGUCCUCCUGCGAUUGAGACAUUAUCAAGCGGUUUGUUUCAAGAGGUAAUCGUAACAAAUACCAUUCCGGUGUUGGAGCAAAACUAUUUUCCUCAGCUAACAGUAUUGUCAGUUGCAAACCUCCUUGGGGAGACCAUAUGGCGUGUUCAUGAUGACUGCUCUGGUGGCUUUGAACAUUAUUCCAGCUUGGGUAUUGACUGACGAUUUACACCGGAUGUUCCUUGCUUCCAUUUCUGUCACUGGCUGCCUUGUUGCAUAAUGGAAUUGAUGGUAAAACCAAAAUGUAUUAGUGAGAGGAUAUCUUCUUUUCAGCUUGUUUUCAAAGCCUUGUACAGUUAGAGGUUUACGGAUAGAUUCUUUCCAUUUGGUUGAGUUUUAAGUUUUUUGCAGGCCCUCCAUAGCUUCAAACCCUACUAUUCUUUUUUUACCUUUUUCUUUUUUUUUUCUUUGGGCCAAUAAUGCAUUGUAUUCAUAUAAUAGAUAAUGCAUUGUAUUUGUAUAAUCGACAAUUCAAUGAAUUUUGGUUGAUUCGUUUGUU